GUCAUUGUUGGGCUAACGAGAUGAGGUUGCUGUAACGUGUGGCCAUCACACUUCUCUUUCUUCUUUCUUUCCACCACCUCCUUCUCUUCUUCGUCCUAAUCUCUUUCUUUUCUCCGAUCUCUAUUUAACGUCUUCGACGAAUCCGAAGAUAAAAUAACUAAUCUUUGGUGUUGCCCACAAAAAAUAAAGAUCUUUCGUUUAUCUUUUUCUUGUAUGAAAUUUUUGCAUGAGAAUCGUAAGCUUAUCUCUCUCUCUCUGAGUUAGCUAUGACUACUUUGACGAAGCUUCAAGUAUACCCACGAUGUUUGGAGCACCGUCUCGGAUUCAUGGAUCAGAAACGGGUCGGAUCAAGAUUGAAUUGUGGAGAACGUAAAAAUAGGGUUCAUGUGCAUCGGUGUGAGAGUGAUUUAGGGGAGACGAAGGUUGAAAGACGGAAAAAACGUGAGAAAUUGAAGAUAAAAGAGGGAAAUGGGUUGUGGAAUUCUCUGAAAUCUGGUGUGUUAGGUGCUAGUAAGUUAGGGUUCUUAUCAAUAGAUGAGUAUAAUCAGAAAGUUGCAAAAUUAGAGAUGGUUUUCUCUUCGAUUGCUGUUCAAAUUGCGAGAUACAUUGUGACGAUGACAAGCACUGGAGCUAUUCUCUUGAUUGGUUUUCAAUUGUCAGGUGGAGAUAGUUCGAUGAACUCAUUGGUUUGGUAUAGCUGGCUUGGUGGAGUCAUCAUUGGAACCAUGACUGGUGCUAACAUGGUUUUGGAAGAUCAUUACCGAGCCGGUCCACGCAAUGUUGUUAUAACCGGAAGCACGAGAGGACUAGGCAAAGCUCUUGCUAGAGAGUUUCUUCUCUCUGGAGAUAGAGUCAUUGUUACAUCUCGCAGUUCUGAAUCCGUCGAUAUGACUGUCAAAGAGCUUGAGCAAAACCUCAAAGAGAUUAUGAGUAAUGCUAGUGAGUCUGCUAGAAAGAAAUUAGGUGCUGCUAAGGUGUUUGGUAUUGCCUGUGAUGUUUGUAAACCGGAGGACGUUAAGAAGUUGUCGAAUUUCGCUGUCAAAGAGCUCGGUUCCAUCAACAUAUGGAUAAACAAUGCUGGUACUAACAAAGGGUUUAGACCAUUGCUUGAGUUCACUGAAGAAGAUAUUAAGCAGAUUGUCUCCACGAAUUUGAUUGGAUCGAUUCUAUGCACACGAGGGGCGAUGGAUGUAAUGAGUAGACAGAGCAACGGUGGCCACAUCUUUAACAUGGAUGGUGCUGGUUCUGGUGGUUCUAGCACUCCUCUCACGGCCGUAUAUGGGUCAACAAAAUGUGGACUUAGGCAAUUUCAUGGGUCUGUUGUGAAAGAAAGCCAAAAAACAAAUGUUGGUCUUCACACUGCGUCCCCGGGCAUGGUUCUGACCGAACUUCUUCUCAGUGGUUCGAGUAUACAAAACAAGCAGAUGUUUAACAUAAUCUGCGAGCUUCCCGAGACAGUUGCUAGGACGCUAGUACCAAGGAUGCGAGUUGUGAAAGGUUCAGGAAAAUCCGUCGAAUACUUGACUCCUCCACGGAUAUUACUAGCCCUCGUUACUUCCUGGCUUAGGAGAGGCCGAUGGUUCGAUGACCAAGGACGGGCGUUAUACGCAGCGGAAGCCGACAGACUAAGGAACUGGGCAGAGAACAGGACGAGGUUGUCGUUAACAGACGCUAUGGAGAUGUACACAGAGAAUACUUGGGUCUCUGUUUUCUCUCUUUCUGUUGUUUGCGCCUUCAUCAUCUUAUCAAGCACCACACCUAGCUCUUUCCCAGGGACAUGACAAACAUUGUGUUUAACUAUUGUUUUUAUGGGCUAUGAUUAAAAUGUUUGUACAUGUUAUGUAUGAAAGUCUUAUGUAACGGGACCAAUAUGUGCAACUAUUGUUCUCUCUUGUUACACGCUAUUUCUACACGUGAUUAUAAUAGUAGAAUGUUUUGUUUAGUUGACGUUACGGAAGUUCAUAAAUGUAUAAACAAAACGUAAUUCACGGUUUUCACAAGUCCAGAGCUAAAAUAAAGUAGCAAACAUUACCGUGUU
Messenger RNA from Thlaspi arvense, 2038 nucleotides. The record is from the annotation of a GenBank genome assembly. Lineage: Eukaryota; Viridiplantae; Streptophyta; Magnoliopsida; Brassicales; Brassicaceae.